ACUCAUCUCCACUGUUCUUGGUUUUUGAGGUGAGAGAGAGAGCCUAAAAAUUUUUUCACACCAUAUCUCACAGACCAUUUUCCAAAACCCUUAAAACACCUCGCUCUCUCCCUUUCUCGCUCGCUCUCUCUCACACUUGGCCCUGUAUUCUUCUCUCUACCCUCUCUGAUGGAAGACGACGACGAGUUUGGGGAUCUUUACACGGACGUCCUAAGACCUGUCUCAUCGUCAUCUGCUCCUCAAGAACUUCCCUCGUCAUCUGCAGUAGACUCCGCGAGCCGUCCGAUCGAUCCCAAACUCCACAGCGACGACGAAGAGAUCUUGUAUGGAGCUCCCAAUUCGAAUCUUUCCAGCUCGUCCAAGGUCCCCGAUCAAACCUUCGAUGUGGAGGCAGCGGCGGCGGCGGCGCCGGUGGUGGCUGCUGUGGGCGAGUCUGCCCAGAAUUUGGGCGCGGCGGAUAAGUUAGAAGAGAGAGAGGUCGGGAAGGAUGAGAUUUUGCCCGGGGUUUUGGGUAAUUGGGCUCUUGAUUCGCCUGGGAGAUCUGGGUCUAGGGUUUUGGAAAGUGGGGACGUGAAGGUAGAUGGGGCUCGUGAGGAUCGUGACCAGGGAGAUAAGUCUUGUCAAGCUGGAGAGAAAGAUGAAGGAGGUGAUGGAGGAGGUGGCUUUGUGGACAAAGGUGAAAAUUUAGUCGUAGAAGAGGGUGGUACUGGAAUCGAGGAUGUGGGUUCGGAGCCUGUUAUUCCGGGACUUUCGAUUGGCGGGGCUUCGGAAGGUGUGGAAAAUAGGACAAGUGCACAACUUCUGCCAGGGGAAGAUGUUGGUGGCGAGGGGGAUGAUUGGGACAGUGAUAGUGAGGAUGAUUUGCAGAUUGUUUUGAAUGAUAAUACUCAUGGGCCCAUGGCCAUGGACCGGGGUGCAGUUGGUAGUGAUGACGAGGAUGAAGAUGGUGAGCCAUUGGUGAUUGUUGCCGACGUUGAUCCGAAUCAUCAGACAAUAGAGGAGCAAGAGUGGACUGAGGAUGCAGCCCAGACGGCUGAUGGUGAGAAGAAGGAUAUGGGUGAGACAGGAAAAGUGAAUGGACCGAUGGUUGUUGCACCAAAAAUUGGGUAUAGCAAUCAUGGGUAUCAUCCAUUUCAUUCUCAGUUUAAGUAUGUCAGACCUGGUGCAGCGCCAAUGCCUGGGGCUACGACUGGUGGUCCUGGAGGAGCCUUGGGGCAAGUUCGUCCGCUAGUCAACAUGGGCCCCAUUGCUGGUCGGGGUAGAGGUGACUGGCGUCCAACAGGAAUUAAAACUGCUCCAUCCAUGCAGAAAAAUUAUCAUUCAAAUUUUGCGCCUUGGGGCAAUAAUAUGUUGGGGCGCGGAUUUGGCGUUGGCCUGGAGUUCACACUACCAUCUCACAAGACCAUAUUUGAUGUUGACAUUGAUGGUUUUGAGGAAAAACCAUGGAAGCUGCCUGCUGUUGAUAUAUCUGAUUUUUUUAACUUUGGUUUGAACGAGGACAGCUGGAAAGAUUACUCCAAACAGCUAGAGCAACUACGCCUGGAGGCUACCAUGCAAAGCAAAAUUCGAGUUUAUGAAAGUGGGCGAACAGAGCAGGAUUACGAUCCGGAUCUGCCCCCAGAACUAGCAGCUGCUGCUGGUAUUCAUGAUGUUACAGCUGAAAAUGCAAAUUCUGGAAAAACAGAUGCUGGACAAGGUGACCUGGCUAAAGGAUCUGCACGUGUGCGGCCACCAUUACCUACUGGAAGAGCAAUACAGGUAGAAGGUGGAUAUGGCGAACGUCUCCCCUCCAUUGAUACCCGACCACCACGAAUUCGUGAUUCUGAUGCAAUCAUUGAGAUUGUCUUGCAAGACUCUGUAGAUGAUGAUUCUUCCACAGGAAAUGGGGUCCUGGAACGACCAGACAAUGAUAAUCAGGGAGAGGAUUUCAGAGGUCUUGAAGAUGAUAAUGUGCGGGUGAAUACUGAAUAUUACGAUGAAUAUCCACACACUUACAACAAUAAGAAGGGGGAGCUGGCUGGAAGGAGGGCACCUAUCGCGAAUUCUGUUCGUGACAACAUACCUGAAAGGGAUGGAAUUUCAUCCUUACCUCCUGAUGCUCCUAGGCAACGUCAUCCUGGUUCCAGUGGGGACUUUGGCACCUCUAAUGAGGAGAAGCAGACAAAGGAAAGGACCCUCGAAGGAUCACCCCAAGUUUCUCCUAGUCAAAGCUCACAAGAUAAAACAUCUCCUGAUGAUAAUCAGAAUGAAGAAUCACUUGAAAGCAUUGAUGGUAAACAUAGCCCACCACUAUCAUCUCCUGUCACAGUCGGAGCUGCUGGGGAACAAAGCGAUGAACAUGAACAUAAAGUUGAUGAGCAUAGUGAGCAAAUUCUGGCUGAUGGAGGCUCUCAAGUGGAAAGGGGUGACACAAACAUGGAUAUAAUCAAUGCAGAUGGUACUGACAACGAUGAACAAUCACUUCAUUGUUCAAAGAAACAAAAAUUGAGUUCUCGAGUUGAGCAACCUGUACUUAUGGAAACAGAUGAUGUGGAGGACCUGAAAGGUACAAGAAGUACUGAAACCAGCAAAGCAAGAUCUGGAAGCAGUAAAGAUUAUCAGAAGUGCCGUGAUGGUACUGAGGAUGAAGUUGUACAAGACAGACACUCUACACGCAGUGGGAAUGUGAAGAGACACAUUGAUGAAGAUGAACCAAAUAUUCGGAGGCAUGAUCGGAAUGCAAAACUAGAGGUGGAAAGAAACCGUGCAGUUGUGAAAGGGAGGGAGGAAUCUUAUUCCAACACUGCCCAUCACUCAUCUAUUAAAAUUGAGGCUUUUGAUAGACGAAGGGAGAGGGAUAUAUCUGAUGGGGCUUGGCAAAGGAGAGAUGAGGAUCCACAUAGCAGAAGGAUUAGAGCUGAAGAUACACGGAAGCGAGAGCGUGGUGAUGAAAUGGGAUCUAGGCACAGGGGUAAGGGUCGAGAGAGUGAGAGAAGCGACAAAGAUGAACAUCUUCAUUUGAGAAAGCAGGUGGACAAUGGGAGUUGGAGGGGACACCGGGAUAAGGAAUUGGGAUCACGACAUAGGGAAAGAGAUGAUAAUUUGAAGAGUCGAUAUGAUAAUGUGGAUGAUCUCCACAGCAAGAGAAGAAAAGAUGAGGAAUAUCCAAGGAAGGACCAUGCUGACAAAGACGACAUCUUGUAUGGUUACAGAGAAAGUACUAGUCGUCGAAAGCGAGAAAGGGAUGAUGUUUUAGAGCAGCGGAAGAGAGAUGACCAACCAAGAAUGAGAGACAAUAUUGACGACCUCCAUUCUGUUAGGCAUAAAGAUGACAGCUGGUUGCAGAGAGAAAGGAGUGAGAGGCAGAGGGAAAGGGAGAGAGACGAGUGGCAUAGGCUCAAACAAUCCCAUGAAGAAAGCAUGUCAAAGCGGGAAAGAGAAGAAGGACGGGGAGCAACAAGGAGCGGGCGGGUAGCAGAAGAUAAAGCAUGGGUUAACCAUGCAAGGGUGAAGGAUGAGUAUAAUGGUUCUGAAAAAGACUACCAAAUGAAAGACAUAGGACGGCAUGGUGAGCAGCUUAAGAGAAGGGAUAGAAUUGAAGGUGAAAGUCUUUCACAGCACAGGGGACGUGAUGAUGCCUAUGCACGUGGAAGCCAAUACACUAAUGAAGAUAGGAGAUUGAGGCAGGAAAGGUCAAACACUCGCAGUGAUCGCAUGGAUAAUCAAAAGUUGCAGGAGAAAAAAUACAAGGACAAUACAAAAAAGAGCAGAGAUUAUUCUGAGGGUGGUGACCACAAUGCUGUGGUCCAUUCAAGGAGAAACCAAGAACACAGCAGCCACAUAAAUGAAAUGGUUAGCUUGAAAGGCAGUGAGCAAGGAAAUAAUGUUCAUGAGAUUCUGGUGCACCGUCACUCGUCCAGAAAACAAAGGGAAGAUGCUUCUUCAGAUGAUGAGCAGCAAGAUUCCAGGAGAGGGCGGUCAAAACUGGAAAGAUGGACAAGCCACAAGGAGAGAGAUUAUAGUAUCAACACCAAGUCAUCGUCUUCCUUGAAGCUUAAGGAGAUUGAUGGGAAUAAUAAUGGUGGGUCUUCCUUGGCCAGUAAACUUUCAGAUGAGUCUCUCAAGACAGCUGAAGCUGUUGAUAACCAACUUCCCUUGGCUGAAGAGAGAGAAACUGGUGAUUUGGAGAUGAAGGAUGCUGAUACAAAACCAAUGGAGGAUCGACACCUGGACACUGUGGAGAAGCUGAAAAAACGAAGUGAGCGGUUUAAGCUUCCCAUGCCUAGUGAGAAGGAGACCACAACAAUCAAAAAGAUGGAUAAUGAAGCACCACUACCUUCAGUACAAGGUGAGGCUCCUGUGGAUUCAGUGGUCAAGCCAGAACGCCCAGCUCGGAAACGAAGGUGGAUCAGUAACUAAAUGUGAAGCUGUCAAUGGAACCGUUGUUAUAUGGCUGAAUCGCUUCUACCAUGUCUGAGCAGCAGAUAUUUGCUUGGCCCACAUUCCUAUGAUGUUGAGUGGGAGUGGCCCUGCGACGCUUCAUAUUUAAAAUGGGUUCAAUUUGGUUCAAGGGAUGCAAUGUACCUCAGUAGUUAUAUAAUCUUGUAUCCUUGCUGCCACCAUGUACUAUUUAAUAUUGUCUGUACAUACUAGUCAAUGUAACAUUGAAUUGGUCAUUGAUGGUGGCCUAGAAUGCUUUUCACUUCCUAGCAGGAUUAUUUCUUGUAUUUCUCUUGAGGAUUGGACCAGCAUGGGGUGUCAUGAGGCUCAUGUGCAAAACGAGGGCAAUUCCUCUGUCGUGAAGGUUUGUGGUGCAGGAGCCGAGCAUACCGUGGCUUCAAAUUUUGGCAGCCAGGCAAGCCUUCCUGUUCAAAGACAAUCGAAAAGCAAACCAAAUAUGCCAGGUGCGGAAGGAAGAAGUUUAUGUUGUCUGGCGGAGACAAACAGCCUUGAGUUUAUUCAUCCAUGUGAUUAUUGGAUGAUCCGGGCAUUUAUCUGUAUUUUGUAUCCUGAUUAGUCUAUCAAUUUUUCCCUCUUUUUUUUUUUUUCUUUUUCCUUCAAUUUUUAGUUUUAAGUUUAUCUGGCUUCAAGCCAUAGGCAUGAUAUGUUGAAACUUCCUCUUGCUGGGGAAGACACAGUUUCACAAGCAAUCAAAGAAGAAGCACUAUAGUUGAA
This is a messenger RNA of Malania oleifera, 5154 nucleotides long. Its product is annotated as FIP1[V]-like protein. The record is from RefSeq and is a predicted model, not a curated record. Lineage: Eukaryota; Viridiplantae; Streptophyta; Magnoliopsida; Santalales; Ximeniaceae. Gene Ontology annotation, biological process: mRNA processing. The coding region runs from base 169 to 4398 and encodes 1409 amino acids. The transcript is spliced from 9 exons.